Molecule: messenger RNA, 722 nt
Organism: Stomoxys calcitrans (stable fly)
Lineage: Eukaryota; Metazoa; Arthropoda; Insecta; Diptera; Muscidae
Exons: 5
Coding region: 1-687 (228 amino acids)
Source: RefSeq, a predicted model, not a curated record
AUGCAUUCACAUGACAACCGCAUUGUUAAGUUUACGCAGGAAUUUACCAAGAACAAAGAAUUGAUAGAGCUCUGUGAUGAAAAUAAAUUGCUAUUGCAAUUUGCUCGUCUUAACAUCAUUAGUCCAGAACGCAUUAUUUUGUUGCUUGCAAUAAGGCCUUUGCACGAAACUUGCCAGGACAUAUCGGAUGUCUUAAAUAACAUGAACGAAACCUUUCCGCAAAAUCAAUCAAUGCCUCAGGGGAAUCUCUAUAUGAAGCUUUAUAAAGGUUUGAAUUAUUUUAACAAAGAAAUUUGUCGAGCAGAUAAAAGGAUUCAAGAAAAUCAUCUGCUGAACUAUCAAGAUUGCUGGCCUGAACUUCCCAACUAUCUCAUUGAGUGUGAAGGACCCCCCGAUUGGUUUGAAAAAUCAAACAAAGAUGUUGUUUGUCAGUAUUUCCAUGACAUUGUAAACUGUUAUUAUAUCAAGGCCGCCAUGAUGUGUGGUCCCAAACCUGCUCUACAACUUAGGACAUUUUCUUCGGCAGUGAUGAAAGAAGUUGUUGGGUUCAAUUGUAAAAUUUCAAGAUUGUCACCUCAAAUGGAUAGUCAUAUGGCCAAUGGUUAUUUUUCUCCAAAAAGAAAUCCAUUUUAUUUAAUACUUUUGAUGUUGUCAUUGGUUUUUUAUUUCAUAUAUUUCAAUGUUUAAUACACAUAUCAAUAACAAGUUUCUGUAAAUCUUUA